AGCUGACUCAGACUAUUGGCAUUACUUUUUUGUCCUAUUCUAUAGAUUAUACAGUUACCAGUGAAUCUCUUUGGCAAACAUGGAGAAACUUGUUUCUUGUGAUACUUUUGUUGUCUUGCAAAACCACACGAAAAAUGGGGUGGUUUUUGGUAAAAAUUCGGAUAGGCCUCAAGGAGAGGUCCAAGAAAUUGUCUAUGUGCCAGCCACAACCUCAUCAGAGCCUGUUAAAUGUACUUAUAUUGAGGUAGAAUCUUCAGGAAACACUAAGGCUGUAAUUUUAAGCAAACCCAAUUGGAUGUGGGGUGCUGAAAUGGGCUCUAAUGAAUGUGGGGUAGCAAUUGGAAAUGAAGCAAUAUGGACCAAGGAUAUGGGCGAUGAAAAUGAAAAAAAAUUACUUGGGAUGGAUCUUGUAAGACUGGGCUUGGAACGUAGCAGCAAUGCUACAGAGGCCUUAGAGGUCAUAACAAGUUUAUUAGAGAAAUAUGGACAGGGUGGGCCUUGUUCCAACACUGAUGCUGAGUUUAGUUAUUAUAAUUCAUUUUUAAUUGCUGAUCCAAAUACUGCUUGGGUCUUGGAAACAAAUGGGAAGCAUUGGGCAGCUGAACAAGUGACUAGUGGUUAUAGAAAUAUUUCUAACAAUUUAUCAAUAACAAAUAAAAUUGAUCGAUCAUCUGAGGGAUUAAUAGAUUAUGCUAAAUCCAAAGGUUUAUGGAAUGGAAGUGAUGAGUUUAAUUUUGCCUUAGUAUUUGGAGGUAGUGGAGAUCUGGGUAAUAGAUAUAAAGCAGGACAAAAAUUGUUAGAAAAACAUUCUUCUGCAAACAAUUUUAGGGAAACUGAUAUGUUUACUAUAUUAAGGGAUACUGAAUCUGAUAUUUGCAGAUCUUGUAAUGAUGCUUUCCCUACACAAAGUAGCCAAGUCUCUACGUUAACUAAUAAUAAACCAAGUGUUCAUUGGUUCACUGGAACACCAGAUACAUCAAAAUCGGUUUUUAAACCAUUUAUUUUUACACCAAACGCUGUAAUAUCAAAGCACACUCAAUGUCUUGAGGGAAUUGUACCACAUAAUUUAUAUAAACUUCAUUCUGAGGCUAUGAAGAAAGGCCCUGAGGUUUUAAAUUUGUUACGUAACAUGGAAGAAGACUGUGUGAAGGAAUUAGAAAAACUUACUGAAAGCAUUGGUAGUGAUUUAUCUGAAGUCGACGAUUUGCUCAAAGAUUGCGUAGAAACCGAAAUUAAAUUCUACCGCUAAACAUUUUGUUAAGUAUAGAAUUAUUGGCUGUUCGAUUUGUACGAUUUUUUAUGGGACUUAAUAUACGAGUAAUAAGGAAUUUUAUGUACCUAGCUUAUUAAGUAAUGAGAUUUUUUUUAAUAAUGGGGCUUGAGUAUGUUAAUUAAGUGCUAUUUUGUGAUCUAAUAGGUGAUGAUUACAGUAACUGUUCUGCUUCUUUGUACGUAAAAAAUACGCUACAAAUAAAUUUAUAGUCUUUGGGCCGCACCGACGUUCAUCCUUAGUAUGUGCAUCUAAAUAUAUUGCUUAAACAUAAGAUUAUACAAAAAUAUUAUUUACUUAAAUUUGAUUCCAACAAUUUUAAUAAAGAUAAUAAUUAUUAUUUUAUUUAAAUUAA
This is a messenger RNA of Brassicogethes aeneus, 1625 nucleotides long. Lineage: Eukaryota; Metazoa; Arthropoda; Insecta; Coleoptera; Nitidulidae. The record is from the annotation of a GenBank genome assembly.